GACUUUUGCGUCCGUGAUACUGGCCGCCUGCAUCUCGGGAUUGUGUUUUCUGUUUUCCGCCGUCGCUGUAGACCGGACAAUAAUGGAACCGUUGACGGGCGACGGGGGCGAGGAGCUCUCUCUGUUGUCGCUGCAGGGAAACGGUGAGGGGGAGCCCUUGCAGCCGACGCAGCAGUGCAAAGGCGACAGCUCCUGGCGGUUGAACUUCGAUGGAAUCCAUUUGAACUUUCUGCAGCUCGCCUUGUACACCAUCCGCAGAUGGUCAAUGACGGUGUUGGAAAAUGUGAACUCACUGGUUGGAAGAUCUGCUACACCAGAACAUCUUCAGAAACUCACCUACCUGUGCUGGAACCACCACAGGGCCAUAAGACAUAUUGAUACAGUCCGUGCUUACACCUUCGGGUCUCACUACUUUGUGGAGGUUGACAUAGUAUUUCCAGCAACGAUGCCCUUGCGGGAGGCCCAUGACAUUGGUGAAGCCCUGCAGGAGAAGCUUGAGGAGCUGCCUGAGAUCGAGCGCGCCUUUGUUCACCUAGAUUAUGAAUUCACUCACAAACCUGAACAUGGACAAUCAGUCAAUCACACUCUUCGGAAGCAUCACACACCAUCCACCAACAAAUCCUAGGUAUAGAGAAAUACAUUCUCCGGAUAUAACAGAUCGUGCCGUUCAAGAUGGGCAACUUGCAGAUAUUUAGUGGAUGGGAAAUUUAUUUAGUAGAUAUGCAAUAAGAGUUUUUAGACUACUUUUGGACUGCUGCUCAUCAUUUUGAUAAUUUAAUAUUUAGAAUUAUAUUGUUGGACACUUUUGUGUAGAACAUCUAAUGUCAUUGUUUAAGAAGGUUAUGCUCAUUAUUUCGCCCUUUAUUAAUUAAUAUCCCAUGAUGAG
Messenger RNA from Rubroshorea leprosula, 886 nucleotides. The record is from the annotation of a GenBank genome assembly. Lineage: Eukaryota; Viridiplantae; Streptophyta; Magnoliopsida; Malvales; Dipterocarpaceae.